Molecule: messenger RNA, 1308 nt
Organism: Scedosporium apiospermum
Lineage: Eukaryota; Fungi; Ascomycota; Sordariomycetes; Microascales; Microascaceae
Product: Dol-P-Man:Man(5)GlcNAc(2)-PP-Dolalpha-1,3-mannosyltransferase
Exons: 3
Coding region: 1-1308 (435 amino acids)
Cellular component (GO): endoplasmic reticulum
Molecular function (GO): dol-P-Man:Man(5)GlcNAc(2)-PP-Dol alpha-1,3-mannosyltransferase activity
Source: RefSeq, a predicted model, not a curated record
AUGGACCAGAAACAAUCGGCCGUGUAUGUACGGGCCUAUAAUUUAGGCCUGGAUAUCGCCAAUGGAAGACAUCCCCUCUCCAAGACCAUUGCGCCGCUCCUAUGGAUCUUCGACUUGGUGCUCUGCGCUCUGGUUAUUUGGAAAGUGCCUUAUACCGAGAUCGACUGGGUAGCCUACAUGGAGCAGGUCAAGCAGUUCCUCGACGGCGAGCGCAAUUACGUCCGAAUUGAAGGCGGUACCGGUCCGCUUGUCUACCCAGCAGCGCAUGUAUACACAUACACGGCGUUGUACCACAUCACCGACGAAGGCAAGAACAUUUUCCUGGCGCAGCAGAUCUUCGCGGGACUCUACCUGGCGACCCUCGCGCUUGUGAUGGCGUGUUAUAGGAAGGCGAAUGCACCUCCCUAUCUCCUGCCUCUCCUGGUCCUAUCCAAGAGGUUGCACAGCGUCUUUAUGCUCAGAUGCUUCAACGACUGCUUCGCCGCCUUCUUCCUCUGGCUAGCGAUCUUCUUCUUCCAGAGACGCUUGUGGACAUUCGGCAGUGUUGCCUACAGCUGGGGCCUCGGCGUCAAGAUGUCCCUGUUGCUCGCGCUCCCUGCUGUCGCCGUCAUCUUGUUCCUCGGGAGGGGUUUCUACGGCAGUCUACGACUAGCAAUGCUCAUGCUCGAGACCCAGAUAGCCAUCGCCAUCCCGUUCCUGCUCCACGAUUCGAGGGCGUACUUGGGCAGGGCGUUUGAGCUUACACGGCAAUUCAAGUACGAAUGGACGGUCAACAUGCGCAUGUUACCCGAGGAAACGUUCCUCAGCAAAGAGCUAGCCGUCACUCUGCUCCUCUUCCACGCCGCGGACUUGUUCUCGUUCAUCAGCGGGCCAUGGCUCGCGCCGGCGCAGAAAUCGCUCUGGGAAAUGAUCCCGUCACUCUUGCGUGGACAACUACCAUUUACGGAACAGGAGGAAGGCAGGGUAUCUCUCAGGGUAUCGCCUCGAUUUAUCCUCACUACAGUGCUCACGGCGAUGAACAUGGGCAUGCUCUUCGCCAGGUCCCUCCACUACCAGUUUUAUGCGUACCUUGCUUGGUCGACGCCUUUCCUCCUCUGGAACGCCGGGCUUCACCCCGUCGUCGUGUAUGCCGUCUGGGCCGCGCAGGAGUGGGCGUGGAACGUCUUCCCGAGCACGCCUGUCAGUUCUGGGGUUGUCGUGUUCGCGAUGCUGGUUGCCGAUAGAGUCACUUGGAUGUUGGGUAAUCGCACGGAAGAGAAGGCAAGAAUCGCUGGCGGGGGUGGGUCGAAGAAGCCGAAGCAAGGAUAA